AAAAGUAGUUUUGCCAUUUUUCAAAAUGACCCAUAAAAACGUUGCUAUAUCUCUUAUGACAAAGAGUGUGCAUCUACAUAUUCGACUUGUUUUUUGUUCGUAAAAUUGGAGAAAUUGAGGACACAACUCCAAUUCCUAGCAUGCUUUCUCCCUAAGACUAUGCUGGUCCUAGUCGGGGAGUGGCAUUUACAUCCCAGAAAGACACACAUGUAUCACCUCGUGUUGGCACUUCCAUUGCAAUGCACAACUCUGACAUAUAUAGUGCCGACAUUUCCUUCCUUAAGCUUGAAAAAAGUACUGUGUCAGGAACGUGUUGAUGUAAAAUCUUUCAGUUUUGAUGGAUCUUAUUACAAGCUUUCAACUCUUCUUAGCACGACUUCUGACAGAACAAAGAACCAGAAUCAAUUGUUUGAUGAUAUUAACAACAUGUAUGAUGAUCUUCGUGAUGAUUCUAGUCAUCACAAUCUGGACAAGAAUGAUGACCAUCAAAAUAACAAACAUGUGAUCAUCCAUGAGAAUCCAUUUGUUCAAGAGUCACAUCUUCAAGAAUCUACUGUAGAAACUCAACAGGAACAAAAAUGAACAACGCCUCAACAUCAAGAGUAGUCAGGCAGUGAUAUUAGCAUAUAUGGCAGAGAUGCACAUUUGAUAUUAACUAUAAGUAAUAUAGCAGAAAAUAUGGAAGGUCAUACUCAAACAGAAAAGGGAUUGCUAGAAAUGAUUGAAAAUCUUCCGUUGGUAAGCCAACCACUUCCACUUUGUGAGAUGCUACCAUUAACUACUGUCAACGGUCUUGCAUUAGUUUAAUUGGUAUGUGUGCCCUAAAGGGAUAAAAGCUCUUGGCAGUGAAAGAUUUUACAAAACCAUUCAUCAAUUUUAAUUUGAAAA
Molecule: messenger RNA, 888 nt
Organism: Cucumis sativus (cucumber)
Lineage: Eukaryota; Viridiplantae; Streptophyta; Magnoliopsida; Cucurbitales; Cucurbitaceae
Exons: 4
Coding region: 160-582 (140 amino acids)
Source: RefSeq, a predicted model, not a curated record